AUGCCGACAGACUUGCCUUAUGCCGCGGAUGCGGAGGUCUCAUUGUCCUACGACGAGUUAGAGGUUCUGCGGCUACAAUACCAAAAAGAGCUCGCACAAUCGCACAUUACGAUUCAAACGAAAUUCAAUUAUGCUUGGGGGCUUGUCAAGAGUCCCAUACAGGAGCAUCAGGUGGAGGGUGUGCGUCUGCUGCAAGAGAUCUACAAAGCGGAACCCGCCAGACGGCGUGAAUGUCUGUAUUAUCUUGCUCUAGGACAUUAUAAGAUGGGAAACUAUGAGGAAGCCAAGAGGUUCAAUUCAUUGCUUAUGGAGAAGGAACCGACCAAUCUCCAGGCACAGAGUCUGGCUACUUUGAUUGACCAGCGUGUCACAAGAGAGGGCUAUAUCGGGAUGGCAAUCGCUGGAGGAGCUGCUGCGCUCGGCGCAAUCAUCUUGGGCUCUAUCGUACGGCGAGCCAGUCGCAAGUAG
Laetiporus sulphureus 93-53 is the source of this 468-nucleotide messenger RNA. Its product is annotated as mitochondrial fission 1 protein. Gene Ontology annotation, biological process: peroxisome fission; mitochondrial fission; autophagy of mitochondrion. Gene Ontology annotation, cellular component: mitochondrial outer membrane; peroxisomal membrane. The transcript has 5 exons. The record is from RefSeq and is a predicted model, not a curated record. Gene Ontology annotation, molecular function: protein binding. NCBI's taxonomy places the organism in Eukaryota, Fungi, Basidiomycota, Agaricomycetes, Polyporales, Laetiporaceae. The coding region runs from base 1 to 468 and encodes 155 amino acids.